This is a messenger RNA of Quercus lobata, 2132 nucleotides long. RefSeq names its product UDP-glucose 6-dehydrogenase 1-like. The coding region runs from base 328 to 1770 and encodes 480 amino acids. Lineage: Eukaryota; Viridiplantae; Streptophyta; Magnoliopsida; Fagales; Fagaceae. The transcript is spliced from 4 exons. Gene Ontology annotation, biological process: glycosaminoglycan biosynthetic process. The record is from RefSeq and is a predicted model, not a curated record. Gene Ontology annotation, molecular function: UDP-glucose 6-dehydrogenase activity; NAD binding. Gene Ontology annotation, cellular component: nucleus.
AGAUUUCCCUUGUUUGUUAUUUGAAGGUGUGUUUGAAACGUGUUGAACGUUCCAGUCCACCUUUUAAAUCUGACUUAGCUGUGCUUUGUAAAAGUACAGAGCAGCAGUUUAGAUCAUAGGCUUGAGGUAUUUAAGGAGAUGUUGGUGUCCUUAUUUCCUUGCCUCACCUAGUAUUCUAGUACAUAUAUUCCCUUUUCUUCCGUCUCUUUUAUAUUGACCUUGUGUCCUUAUUUCCUUGCCUCACCUAGUAUUCUAGUACAUAUAUUCCCUCUUCUUCCGUCUCUUUUAUAUUGACCUUUAUAUAAUUAAGGAAUUUAACCUAAGAAAAUGGUGAAAAUUUGCUGCAUUGGAGCUGGGUAUGUUGGAGGUCCUACCAUGGCAGUCAUUGCCCUCAAGUGCCCCUCAAUUCAAGUGGUUGUUGUUGACAUCUCUGUCUCUCGUAUCACGGCCUGGAACAGUGAACAGCUCCCCAUUUAUGAGCCGGGUCUUGAAGAUAUAGUGAAGCAGUGCAGAGGAAAGAACCUUUUUUUCAACACUGACGUGGAAAAAAAUGUUGCAGAGGCAGACAUCAUUUUUGUUUCAGUUAACACCCCAACCAAAACUCAGGGCCUUGGAGCUGGCAGAGCUGCAGACCUGACAUAUUGGGAGAGUGCAGCCAGGUUGAUUGCUGAUGUUUCAACAUCCAACAAGAUUGUUGUUGAGAAGUCAACUGUCCCAGUGAAAACAGCCGAGGCAAUUGAAAAGAUCCUCUCUUUCAAUAGCAAGGGCAUCAACUAUCAAAUUCUCUCAAACCCGGAAUUUCUUGCUGAGGGAACAGCUAUUCAGGACCUCUUUAACCCUGAUCGGGUUCUCAUUGGAGGGAGAGAAACCCCUGAUGGCCAAAAGGCAAUUCAAACAUUGAAAGAUGUAUAUGCGCAUUGGGUGCCUGAAGACAGGAUCAUCACAACCAAUCUCUGGUCAGCAGAGCUCUCCAAGUUAGCUGCCAAUGCUUUCUUGGCCCAGAGGAUUUCGUCUGUCAAUGCUAUGUCAGCUCUCUGUGAGGCAACUGGGGCAGAUGUUUCACAGGUUUCCCAUGCUGUUGGUAAGGACACCAGAAUUGGAUCCAAGUUCCUUAAUGCUAGUGUUGGUUUUGGUGGAUCUUGCUUUCAAAAAGACAUACUCAACUUGGUCUAUAUUUGUGAUUGCAAUGGCCUACCUGAAGUUGCCAACUACUGGAAACAAGUCAUUAAGGUGAAUGACUACCAAAAGAAGCGGUUUGUGAACAGGGUUGUCUCUUCAAUGUUCAACACAGUUUCUGGUAAAAAGAUUGCCAUACUUGGGUUUGCCUUUAAGAAGGAUACUGGGGAUACAAGGGAAACACCAGCAAUUGAUGUGUGCAAAGAGCUGUUGAGAGAUAGAGCACGGCUGAGCAUAUAUGAUCCACAAGUCACCAUGGAUCAGAUCCAAAGGGAUCUCUCGAUGGACAAGUUUGAUUGGGAUCAUCCAGUUCAUCUCCAGCCAAUGAGCCCUAGUACUGUGAAGAAAGUGAGCAUAGUUUGGGACGCUUAUGAGGCUGCAAGGGAUGCUCAUGCGAUCUGCAUUCUAACCGAGUGGGAUGAGUUCAAGACCCUUGAUUACCAAAGGAUUUUUGAUAAUAUGCAGAAACCUGCAUUUGUGUUUGAUGGUAGAAACAUGGUGAAUGUCAAGAAGCUGAGGGAGAUAGGAUUCAUUGUGUACUCAAUUGGGAAGCCAUUGGACCCAUGGAUUAAGGACAUGCCUGCUGUGGCAUAAGAUGAAUAUCCUCUCUUGUGAAUUGAAAGCUGCACCUGAGCAUUAGAGGAUAAGGAAAAUCUUGCUGCUUCAGUGGUCAAAAUGGCUUUUCAUCAUUCAAAGAUUUCGUUUGUGGUAGUCUACGAAAGCUUGUGAAAGCUUGAUGCAUGAGAGGUAUAUGAUGAGGAAAAUGCGAAACCAGAUCUGACUGAAGAACAAUUUAAAAUUUGUGCUUGAUUUAUGGGGAAAGUGAAACAAUUUCUCAUAUCAAAGAAAGUUCAGGGUAAUUGGAAGAAAAACCUAGUGACAAUGUUUAUUUCAAGGACAUGGAAUGGAUUUAUUUGAGAUUGCUCUUAACAAACUUGAAUCAUUAUUAGAUUUCA